Mucor mucedo is the source of this 441-nucleotide messenger RNA. RefSeq lists its product as uncharacterized. Bases 1 to 441 code for a protein of 146 amino acids. The record is from RefSeq and is a predicted model, not a curated record. NCBI's taxonomy places the organism in Eukaryota, Fungi, Mucoromycota, Mucoromycetes, Mucorales, Mucoraceae. The transcript is spliced from 3 exons.
AUGCAGACACAACUUCGUAAACAUUGUGUUUUGAUUGCAAACUUUCCCAAAACUAUGCCUGAUCCAAAUAAUCCAGACAAUAAUUGCCGUGCUUGUACAAAUACAUAUUUUAUCGACAUGUCCGAUCUGUCACAUAAUCAACGUCAAUAUAUCAGUCUCUAUCCUCUGAUAGAACAUUCACAUAGAUUAUCAGACAAAGACAGUUCAGAAUAUAACUAUACUGCUUGCGAAGGAAAGUUUGGAUAUAAUAAUUUGCCGCUGUCAUUUUCCCCACAUUACAAAUUGGGUAAAAUACUUGUAACUUCUGGGGCUUUUGAACAUAAAUCUCUCAUAACUUGCCUGAUUGAGUCUAAGAAGCAGCUUUAUAUAGUAAUUUUUCAUUUUGUAACACCAUUUUAUCAAGUGGCAUAUCUUCGUAAUUCUUUUGAUGGUUCAUUUUAA